UCUCAUGAUACGACAUGCCUGCGUUACAUUCCGUACACGUAAGGUUUACCAAGUGAUUGUUUUUCCCAAAAUAGCCCACGCUGAAGAUAUGUGGAUAUAUUUAAGCUCUUUGGGUAUCUAACUCUCCAUAUGAGCUUCAAAACUCCGAGGUACUGCACACUAUCUUCUGCUACUAAAAUCAAAUGGAUUUCCGUCACAAAAGGGAACAUCUUUCCUUCUCCAUCGAGAACAUUCUACAGGACGACUUUUCCCACAGAGUGGGAGAUAAUAAUGUAAAAAUUUCGCCACUUAGGUCAACUUUUGCGAAGCGCUUGGCUAGUGCACCCUACCAAUUGUAUGGAAUCCAUUAUUUCAGACCGAUGAUUGUUAGCUAUUUGCCCGUCGUUCAUAGAGUAGAUGCACGAUUUUUGCGGGUUGACGAGGAAAACGAACAGAAAAUAGUGGAUCAGAAUCCCGCUAAUAACGACAAUUUUUCAGGUUAUGAAGACGAAUCUACGCUAGAAAAUAAUGAAGACGCCAAAACAGACGAGAAAGGCGAUGAAAAACCCAUGCUGUUAGAAAUGGACAACAGCGAGGACUUGACCCCGAAAAGAAGGCAGAAACAUCGGAGUCAUUUCACUCAACAUCAGGUCCAACAUCUCGAUAAAUUAUUUUCCCGCCAAAAAUACCUAACACGCGACGAACGCACACUGUUGGCGAGACGCCUGGAAAUGACAGAACUUCAAAUUAGAAACUGGUUUCAGAACCGCAGAUAUUUGGAAAGGAAAAGAACUAACGAAUGCACGAAUCAAGUCAAAGCAAAUGAACCUUGGAAAUGAGCUAUUGAAACGAGAAUAUUAUU
Messenger RNA from Stylophora pistillata, 841 nucleotides. RefSeq lists its product as uncharacterized. Lineage: Eukaryota; Metazoa; Cnidaria; Anthozoa; Scleractinia; Pocilloporidae. Gene Ontology annotation, molecular function: RNA polymerase II cis-regulatory region sequence-specific DNA binding; DNA-binding transcription factor activity, RNA polymerase II-specific. Gene Ontology annotation, cellular component: nucleus. Gene Ontology annotation, biological process: cell differentiation; regulation of transcription by RNA polymerase II. The record is from RefSeq and is a predicted model, not a curated record.